Molecule: messenger RNA, 1443 nt
Organism: Emiliania huxleyi CCMP1516
Lineage: Eukaryota; Haptophyta; Isochrysidales; Noelaerhabdaceae
Exons: 5
Coding region: 1-1443 (480 amino acids)
Molecular function (GO): ferrous iron binding; ferric iron binding; acid phosphatase activity
Source: RefSeq, a predicted model, not a curated record
AUGCUUUUCGGACCGCUAGGGACAGGUGCCGUUGGUGUCGUGCUGCUCGCCGCCGCGCUCCACCUCUACACGAGAGUCUCCGCCGAGCUGCAGCGGCGGCGUGGCGGCGGCGGCGCACCCCAGCGACUCCCUUCUGUGGCAGAGGAGGAAGGCGAGGCGAGUGUGGCCAAGUCUGCGCCGCUCGAGUCCGAGUCCGCGGCCGACCCCUCGGCCGAUCUCGAGCCACGUUGCGGCGUGCUGCUCACGGCGGCGCUUGGCGGCGCGGGCGCCUUGUACCUGCUUGCAUUGGCGGGCGUCACCUCCGCAACAGCGGGCGGCACACUCGUCCAUUACUCUCUCACCGCCUUCUUCGUCGUCGGCGAUUGGGGCUUCGACCCGGGCAUGCACGUGUGGCGCGGCGCCGAGGCGGUCAAGCAGCGCUGCCAAGGCCUCAUCGCGGAGCACAUGCGGCGCGAGGCGGAGGAGCGCGGCGACGUGGCCUUCGUUGUCAACGUGGGCGACUCCUUCUACCCGAGCGGCGUGAGCAGCGUCGACGACCCGCAGUGGGAGACGCGGUGGGCGCAGCAGUACGCGCAGCUGCCUCGCCCGCGGAGAGGCGCCAACGCCGGCGAGGUUGUGCCGUGGUACAGCGUGUAUGGCAGCCACAGCCUCUCGCAGCGCGACCUCGCGACUGAUGAAGUAGUCAUCGCGCUCGACUUCAACGCGGCCGACGCGUCCAAGCUCUGCACGUGGGUUGCCUGCGCCAAGGAGAGGUGCGACUCGUGGGACGAGCAGUUCGACGCCGCGCGCGGCUGCACGCAGGCGGGAUGCGCCGCCAACCUCAGGCAGCGGGAGGCGGCGGCGGCGGCGCUGCUGCGCGCUCGCGUCGACGCGGCGGCGAGCGAGGGCCGCUCGCACCUGCUCGCCUUCUCUCACUACCCGGUCGACUACUUGCGCGGCCGGUGGAGCGCCGCCGGCGACGCGCUGCACGGCCGCUCCGGGACAGCCGCGAGACAGAAGCGCGAGACGCUGGGCAUGCUGCGCGACCGGCGCGUGGCGCUGGCGUACUUUGCAGGCCACCGUCACGGGACCGAGAACAACACUGGCCCGUUCUCGGAGCCGGCGCAAGCCUUCACGCUCGGCGGCGGCGGCGGCUGGAGCUGCGACGGCGACCAGGGCUACCUCGUGGGCGAGGUGCUGUCGGACGGGUCGUGGGACAAUUUGCGGCUCGUGCGGAUGGAGCGGAGCGAGUGCUGCGGCCCGCCACGCUCCAAGGCGGCGUGGGACGCUGGCUGCCUCGCGCAUUCGGACUGCGACCAGGCGCGGAUGAAUUGGGACUUCAACUCCUGCUGCGCGGCGGUCGUGUACUUGCGGUCGUGUGCGAGUGGCUAUUAUUCGGCUUUUUAUGUGUCUCUUACCAACCAGAACCACGAGCAGAGACCAGAGUACGCAUCUUACUGUUAA